Danaus plexippus (monarch butterfly) is the source of this 2006-nucleotide messenger RNA. RefSeq lists its product as uncharacterized. NCBI's taxonomy places the organism in Eukaryota, Metazoa, Arthropoda, Insecta, Lepidoptera, Nymphalidae. The transcript has 2 exons. The record is from RefSeq and is a predicted model, not a curated record. Bases 802 to 1977 code for a protein of 391 amino acids.
UAUAAAUCGCAUUACAGCAAAAGCAGUAUAGAAACGAGAGGGAAUAGAGAUCGCAUUCAGCAAUAUAAUAUUUUUCUAUGUACCUAUGACAUACUGACAUUAAUAUUUAUAAACACUAUUAGUUAACGCGUAAGACGUUAAGACGAAAUUCACUCUACUAUAUUAUUAAAAUACAGUAGAGUGAAUUUGUUGGUAGUAUGGUCUAGUUGUAUUUGUUCAUGAGCUGUUAUAUAUAGUUUUAUUUUUGUAAACCGGAAGCAUUUAAAUAAAAUAUACAUUUUUGUUGUGUGAAAGGUAGUUCUUUGAACUAUUUAGAAUAUAAAAGGAGGAUAGAUCAUGCAAUCGUUUGGAGAAUGGGGAAGUGACAUCUUCGUCUCUUUCGGUUAGCAAAAUCAUACAUCUUCAAUUGGCAACACAUCUUAAGACGAUUAUUAAAAAAGCCAUAUAUAUAGUUUAUUCCGUUUUGUGUCCUAUAAUAAUCUUUUUUAAUAUAAGAAGAAAAAAUAUUUUUAAAUCUGUACUGGCAUGGAUAGAUGAAAAUUUUUUACCAUAUCCAUAUCCAACUAUUGGUUGGCGUUGUCAGUUGUCAUUUGAUAUAUUGAUGUUUGUACUGACAAAAAACAUUUGUAAAUGUGAAUUUUGUAAACGGUUUCUGUAAUAUAGUUAAAAUUAAAGUAUAUUUAACGUUUAUUACGGAUAAAUUAUAAACUAGAGCUAGUGUGUAUUUUUUAAAUUUUCCUUUAAAUAAGCAAAUAUGUGUCUUACAUACAUGAAAUUACAAAAGUAGUUUGGUUGAGCAUCAUGUCGAAUUUUAAUACAGAAUUUAUAAUGGAACUUUUCUUAGACGAUAACGUUUCGACUUUAAACAGAUUAAUUGUUGCUACUGCAAAUACUGUUAACGAAAAUUUAGAAAAUAUAUCUUAUAUCAAAAGAACUUUAUUAAAACAUCAAGGAAUUAUAGUUCAGCCUUCUGAUCAAUUUCGGUCUGUCAAAGAUGUAACAAUCCCCUACGAAAACAAGAAUUUUUUUGAACUGAUUGUCAAAAAUUUUACAAAUGAAGAGUACAUUAUUAAAUUUAAAAUGCAAAAGGCUACAGUACAGGCCUUAAUAACAUUUUUAAAAGAUCAUUUUAAACCUGGUGGUUCCAUAGUCCCUCUUGAUAAAAAGGUUCAUGUGUUCCUUUGGGCAUUAGUUAAUGAUUGUUCAUUCAAAGAAGUUGGACAAAUUUUUGGAUUACAUAAAUCAUCAGUAAGUUAUAUUUUUCAUGAAAUUGUCAUGUUACUAGCAGAACAGCGAUAUCAGUUCAUCAAUUGGCCUUCAUUGGAGGAGCAACAUAUAACAAGAGUAAAAGUCAAUAGUAAGUAUGGAUUUCCAAACUGUGUGGGUUUUCUUGAUGCCUGUAGACUUAAGGUUGGUUCAAAAAGAAAAAAAAGGCAAGUUAGUAAUUUUAUCCUUCUCCAAGCUGUUUGUGACGAAACCUUGAUGUUUAUUGAUAUUCACAUUGGAGAAAUAGGCAAUACUGUGAAAGGUAAAGUUUUUAGGGAAACUCAAUUAUCCCAAGAGCUUAAGAACUUCAUAGACUUUGAUAAUCAUAUAUUAGGUGAUUGUGAAUAUAAAUUGAGAAAGAACUUGUUAAUACCUUUCUCUCGUGAAGAGCUGGUAUCAAAUGAAGAAAUUAAAUUCAAUGAAAUACAUUGGAAGGCUCAUUCAUACAUUGGAAGUGCAUUUGGGUUGUUAAAGGAUAGAUUCCAAAAGUUAAAUCAUAUUGAUAUCAAUAGGCCAGAUGCGGUUCAAGCUUUAAUAUGUGCAGCUUGUGUCUUACAUAACUUUGUGCUGUUACAUGAAGGCACACCAGUAAAAGAAGAAGCGGUAAUUAAUGAUGAAGGUGUCUCAAUUGAUACUAAUGUAGUUAAGAGUGCAGUUGAAAAGAGACAGUUUAUAUGUAAUUAUAUUAAUUACAUCCAUAAUUUGAGUUAGUUUUGAAGAUUAAAUAUUUAAAAAUGUCA